AUGCAGAGCCUGGAAGAUCUCCCACAGUACGGGCACAAGCAGUGGCAGUCCUACUUUGGACGGACCUUUGACGUCUACACAAAGUUGUGGAAAUUUCAGCAGCAGCAUAGACAGGUUUUGGACACACGUUAUGGGUUGAAAAGGUGGCAAAUUGGAGAAGUCGCAUCUAAAAUAGGGCAGCUGUACUACCACUAUUACCUUCGUACCUCAGAAACUAGUUACCUGAAUGAGGCCUUUUCAUUUUACUCAGCCAUACGACAACGGUCCUACUACUAUCAAGUAAACAAAGAGGGCAGGCCAGAGUUGGUGGUGAAAAAGCUGCGUUACUAUGCCCGUUACAUUGUUGUCUGUCUACUGCUGAACAAAAUGGACCUAGUGAAAAUUUUGGUGAAGGAACUUUCUGACGAGAUUGAGGACUACACACAACGGUUCAACACAGAGGAUCAACUCGAGUGGAACUUGGUGCUACAAGAAGUUGCUGCUUUUAUUGAAGCUGACCCAAUUGUGAUCCUGAAUGACAACAAUUCUGUUAUUGUCACCAGUAAUCGCCUGCUAGAGGGAGGGGUGCCACCCCUAGAACAAGGCAUGGUGGUGGGACAGCUCGUCCUGGCUGACGCACUAAUUAUUGGCAACUGUAACAAUCAGGUCAAAUUUAGCGAGUUAACCAUUGAUAUGUUCCGGAUGCUUCAAGCUUUGGAAAGGGAGCCUGUGAAUUUGACUACGCAAACGUCAAAACAAGGAACGCUGGAACCCAUUGAAAAACCUGCAAAAAGAGAGAACCCCCACAAAUAUCUUCUUUACAAACCAACAUUCAGCCAGCUGUUUACGUUUCUGUCUGCGUCCUUUAAGGAAUUGCCUGCAAACAGUGUUCUUCUGAUUUAUCUUUCUGCCACUGGAGUCUUCCCUGCAGGCCAUUCUGUUUAUGAAGGACCUUUUGAUUUUGGAGGAGUACUCACUAAUACUAAUCGAGAUGUUGUCAAUGGAGAGACGAUGCAAAAAAGAAAUCAAGCCCAAAAAGAAAUGCACUGUCUACAUCCAGGAGACUUAUUUCCUUUUACUCGUAAGCCUCUUUUCGUCAUUGUGGACUCCUCUAACAGUGCAGCCUACAAGAAUUUCACAAAUAUGUUUGGCCAACCGUUGGUGUGCCUCUUAUCACCUACUAUGUAUCCCAAAAGUGUCCAAGAUCAGUCUCAGCGUGGGAGUCUGUUCACACUGUUCCUCUACAGUCCGCUCCUGGCGUUCUCCUCAGUCUGUGGCCUCAACAGUAUGCGGCAAGGGCUGUGGGAGCGAGCUCAAGAAUUCCUCUGUAAAGUGUAUCGUGACAUUGGACAGCUGAUUACCCGCUCCAGAUCUAUAGAUCAAGCCUUUUUGCAGUUCUUUGGUGACGAGUUCCUUCGGCUGCUUCUUAUCCGGUUUGUGUUUUGCUCAGCUGCAUUGAGACUGCAUAAACUCUUUCGGGAGUGUAGGAGCUUCCCAGAGUCCUACCCAGAGCUGCCACGACAGGAGACCGUGGAGAGCAGUCUUCUACAGAAACAUGUGAUUGAGCUGGCCACAAUGCUGGAAGUGCAAAGCUUAUUUUGGAACGAUGGUUUGGAGACCUACUAA
Molecule: messenger RNA, 1605 nt
Organism: Knipowitschia caucasica
Lineage: Eukaryota; Metazoa; Chordata; Actinopteri; Gobiiformes; Gobiidae
Source: the annotation of a GenBank genome assembly